Molecule: messenger RNA, 1402 nt
Organism: Protopterus annectens (West African lungfish)
Lineage: Eukaryota; Metazoa; Chordata; Ceratodontiformes; Protopteridae
Gene: EIF3E
Product: eukaryotic translation initiation factor 3 subunit E
Biological process (GO): translational initiation
Cellular component (GO): cytoplasm; nucleus; eukaryotic translation initiation factor 3 complex
Molecular function (GO): translation initiation factor activity
Source: RefSeq, a predicted model, not a curated record
UUACGGGCUUCCGGCGACAGAAAAUUUUCUUUUUCCGUUACACAAUGGCGGAGUACGAUCUCUCAACUAAGAUCGCCCACUUUUUAGACCGACAUAUGGUUUUCCCACUGCUGGAGUUUGUAUCUGUGAAAGAGAUUUACAAUGAGAAAGAACUUCUGCAAGGAAAACUGGACCUCCUUAGCGACACCAACAUGGUGGACUUCGCUAUGGAUGUGUACAAAAACUUGUACCCAGAUAAGGACAUUCCUCACUCCUUGAGAGAAAAAAGAACUGCAGUUGUUGCCCAGCUGAAACAACUUCAAGCCGAAACAGAACCAAUUGUAAAGAUGUUUGAAGACCCUGAAACAACAAGACAAAUGCAGUCAACUAGGGAUGGACGAAUGCUGUUUGAGUAUUUAGCUGAGAAACAUGGUUUCAGACAGGAAUAUCUGGAUACUUUAUAUAGGUAUGCAAAAUUCCAGUUUGAAUGUGGCAACUACUCUGGAGCUGCAGAGUAUCUCUACUUUUUCCGGGUAUUGGUUCCAUCUGCUGACAGGAACGCUUUGAGCUCUCUCUGGGGAAAAUUGGCAUCAGAAAUCCUAAUGCAGAACUGGGACGCUGCUAUGGAAGACUUGACAAGAUUGAAAGAGACCAUUGAUAACAACUCUGUCAGCUCUCCACUCCAGUCCCUUCAGCAGAGGACAUGGCUCAUUCACUGGUCACUGUUUGUGUUUUUUAACCAUCCGAAGGGCAGAGAUAAUAUCAUUGAACUCUUUCUCUAUCAGCCUGAGUCCUACACUUAUAAAGACCCCAUUACAGAGUUUGUGGAAUGCUUAUAUGUCAAUUUUGACUUUGACGGUGCCCAGAAAAAGCUAAGAGAAUGUGAAUCGGUGCUUAUCAAUGACUUUUUCUUGGUGGCUUGUCUUGAAGACUUCAUUGAAAAUGCUCGUCUUUUUAUUUUUGAAACAUUUUGCCGUAUUCAUCAGUGUAUCAGUAUUAAAAUGCUUGCCGAAAAGUUAAAUAUGACUCCUGAAGAAGCUGAAAAAUGGAUUGUGAACUUAAUUCGUAAUGCAAGACUGGAUGCCAAAAUUGAUUCCAAGCUGGGACAUGUCGUCAUGGGCAACAAUGCUGUUUCUCCAUAUCAACAAGUAAUUGAAAAGACAAAGAAUUUAUCUUUCCGCAGUCAAAUGUUGGCGAUGAAUAUUGAGAAAAAAUUAAGCCAGAACACCAGGACUGAGGCUGCACCUAACUGGGCAGUUCAGGAUACAGGAUUGUAUUGAGCCUUUGCUGGAGAGGACCACACACGUUUUAUGACAGUGAAGCAUUGAACAUAAUACAAAUAUGACUCUUGGUCUUAUUAUUAUGGAUAAUGAGGGAAGUCUUUUCAACAAACAGCUAAAUAAAAUGAAGAUUUUGCUUCUCA